AUGACGACACCAUGGUACAUGCCAAAAAAAGAUCAGCCUGCUUGGUUUUUCGAUGGACGUAAACAACCUGAUGCCGAUAACAUUAUACGUGAAAAUGAUUGGACGCCAUAUGGCGAUAUUCAAUGUCAAAUGAUAGAAAUGGCUUACGGGAAUAAACAGCCCGAAGCUAAAUUAGAUGGAUACACAAUUGAUUUUGAAAAUAUGAUUCAAUAUAAUAAUAGUGAUCAUCAAAAACAACGUCGAGUGUGUUGCCAUGAACCAACAGAGGUAACAUCUCGGAUCCGUUCGGUUAGCACAAACUUCAGCCGCUUCACCGCCCCAUCAAAACUAGUUUCUCUCAAUGAAUGGCGAAUUUCGCAAUUUCCAUUGGUAGAAGAAUGGACCAAACGAAACCCUCAUUAUAGACAUAAAUCUCACGAUACGGUGGAACAGAUCGCUUCUGGAAUAGUAAUAGAAGGAUCAGAAAUGAACCCUCCAAAGACACUAGAAGCACAAUAUGUUGCUGAUCAAUUACUAAAAUCCAAGGACAAACCUCUUCAUGAGAUUAUGAUCUAUUGCGUCGUUCUCUACACUUAUCAAUCAUUCAUAUAUAUCUUAGUCAAUAAUGUUCUUAGGGAAGGAGGUAUGACAAAAGUAGAUACACUCGGGCCUUAUUGUUGCAUGCUAAGAGACUUUCUGCAUGAAGAUCAGGAAGCCGUCCACGAAACCGUUUAUCGAGCAACAACGCUAACCGUGGAACAACUUCAAGAGUAUAUUAAUUCAAAAGGUCAAAUAAAAACUUGGCCCGCUUUUUCUUCAACAAGCAAAAGCCCGGCUGGGUUAGAAAACUUUGGUAAUACCCUAUUUGUCAUCGAGUUUAAUAAUGAUGUAGCUCCAUGUUAUCCCGGACGUGCCAUUGCUUCAUACUCUAUGUAUAAGGAUGAACAAGAAAUACUGCUGUAUCCCGGAGUCGAUUUUCGCGUAGAUAGUGUUGAAGAAAGUCACGGGGAACAAUUCAAGUACAUCAUUCACUUGUCUUUGAUGUGA
Messenger RNA from Rotaria socialis, 1026 nucleotides. Lineage: Eukaryota; Metazoa; Rotifera; Eurotatoria; Philodinida; Philodinidae. The record is from the annotation of a GenBank genome assembly.